Sphaerodactylus townsendi is the source of this 3472-nucleotide messenger RNA. RefSeq names its product GS homeobox 2 (gene GSX2). The record is from RefSeq and is a predicted model, not a curated record. Gene Ontology annotation, molecular function: sequence-specific double-stranded DNA binding; DNA-binding transcription factor activity, RNA polymerase II-specific. Gene Ontology annotation, cellular component: nucleus. The transcript is spliced from 2 exons. Gene Ontology annotation, biological process: regulation of DNA-templated transcription. NCBI's taxonomy places the organism in Eukaryota, Metazoa, Chordata, Lepidosauria, Squamata, Sphaerodactylidae. Bases 39 to 890 code for a protein of 283 amino acids.
CGGAGGGGCUCCUGCCGCCGCCGCCCGCCGCCCUCGCCAUGUCGCGCUCCUUCUAUGUGGACUCGCUGAUCGUGAAGGACUCGGCGCCCGCCCUGCCCGCCGCCCCCGAGCCGCCCCCUCCGCCCGGCCACGACUUCCUCCUGCCGCUGGGCGUGCCGGCGCCGCUGCUCCGCUCCGUGGCAGCCGCCGGGGCCGCCUGCCCGUCGCGCAAGACCGGAGCCGGCUUCUGCCUGUGCCCGCUCUGCCUCGCCUCGGCCCACCUGCACGCCUCGGCCCGGGCCACGGCAGGCGCCGCCGCCGCAGCGGGAGGAGGGGCCGCCCCGGCCGCCCUCCCCCUGCUCAAGGGCCACUUCGCGCCCGUCGGGGCGGCCGUCGGCGGCAACGGAGAAGGCCACUACUGUCCCCGCGUGGGGCAUGCCCAGCACCCGCCGGCCCCGCAGCAGCAGCAGCAGCACCAGGCGGCGGCUCACGCUCUGGGGCACCCCCCGGUCUGCGCGGCGGCCGCCUACAGCAUGAGCGACCCUCGGCGAUUCCACUGCCUCGGCAUGGGAGGGUCCGACGGCAGCCAGCUGACCAACGGCAAGCGCAUGCGCACGGCCUUCACCAGCACGCAGCUGCUGGAGCUGGAGCGGGAGUUCUCCUCCAACAUGUACCUGUCCCGCCUGCGGCGCAUCGAGAUCGCCACCUACCUCAACCUGUCCGAGAAGCAGGUGAAGAUCUGGUUCCAGAACCGGCGGGUGAAGCACAAGAAGGAAGGCAAAGGCGCCCAGAGGAACACGCACGCCGGCUGCAGCUGCGCCGCCAACCCGGGCCGCUUCCCCAGGUCGGAGGACGAGGAGUCCCUCUCGCCGGCCUCGGCCAACGAGGACAAAGAGAUCUCGCCUCUAUGAAAAGGCCCUGCCGGGACUCCGAUGGCCCUUCUUGCCGGGACUGCCCCCAUUACCUACUUUUGAGGGAGCUGGAGUCGGCAGAACCAAUUUGGGGGCGAGCCGGACCUUCUGCAAAAGGGGGACACGACCACACGCCCUUCAGUGUAGUCCCCUCGGCACUGAGAAGCGGAGAUUCUUGAAUGUUAAAAAAAGGAGGGUUCAGAUACUACUGCAUUCAUGUCACAAAACUGUUGCAACUCUGUCUAUGUCCCCCCCCCCCAACUUGUUCCUCUCUUUCUCCUCCCCAAAUUCUUAGUUGGGAUGGGGGUUUUCUCACUGGUGAUGGGGAGUCCAGAAAGUGAAUCACUGCCCACAGGAGGAAUCCAAAUUAGAGUAGCUCAGAUGCUCUGAUUUGAGUGUGAAUAGUUUUAUAUUAAAUUUAUAUUUAUAUUUAUUUAAAUAAAGGAGGUCAGCCGAGAACUGAGAAGUUUUGGGUGUUUCCAAGGAUGACUGGAUGGGAAACGAAAUUUUAAAAAGGCUUCUAUUUGUCUAAAGGACAAACAGGGUUAUAUUUAGGCAACUCUGACUCCGUUUCUGUUCAGAACUCAAAUCAGUGUACAAUUCGUGGUUCAGGCACUGGUAGUUGAAGUUUUUAAUUUUAUCAUGAGGGGAAACACCAUACAGUGUUGGCAGAGCACCCCUAAUCAGGAGUGUGUGGUAACUAAAGCAUAACUAAUCUGUGUUAAGUAAUUCAGAAUAUUUGCUAUGAUACAGUGAGGAUUAGAUGAGGAUCCACCUGUGCACAUUCUUUCAAACGUCCCAAGAACCAAGAGACAUUAAGUGUUCCUUUGGAAAUCAGCCACUGAGAGAAUAUGAAUUUUUGUCCAUUCAUUCUCUAAGGCCCAUUCUGCACAUGCAGAAUAAUGCACCUUCAAUCCAAUUUCAGUGCACUUUGCAGCUGGAUUUUACUGUGCGGAAUAGCAAACUCCACUUGCAAACAGUUGUGAAAGUGGAUUGAAAGUGCAUUAUUUGGCAUGUGCGGAAGUGGCCUCAGUUACAUGUGACAAAUCUAUCAUUAGAAACAGCUCUGCUAUUGCAAGGCCAUUUUUACUGCCCUGGAGGGCAAUUUUCCUGUGUGGGUUGGAUUGGGCUGGCCAUUCUGUUGAAACUGACUGAUUCUAAUCAAGGUACCCCCCCCCCUUAAAACUAUAUAAACAUGAGAAUUGCAGCGCUGAAUCAAACCAGCUGCCCCCAUUUCGUGUUCUCAGGGUGGCUGUCCGCAAGCAGAGAUUUGAAAGUGAGGUCACAACCAUCUUUGCAAGGUUAUUAGAGGUGAAGUGCUGGAUUUUGGUAUCACUUAUAUUCUUGAUAGCUGUCACAUACCUGUAAUGUGGUUUUUAUGAAGGAGAGUCAACUGGAUUCACUUAAACACUUGUGAGAUUCUGGCAUGAAAAUCAAUGUAAACGUGGAUCAGAGCCUGCUGAGUGACCUCGAGCCAGCCAAAUUCUCUCAGAACUCUCUCAGCCCAAGCGUAGGCAGGCUAAAUAAACCUAGAACCUUUAUUCUACCCCAGAAUUGGUCCAAGGAAUGUAGCCAGCAUGGUGUAGUGGUUAAGAGCAGGUGGAUUCUGAUAUGGAGAACUAUGUUUCAUUCCCCACUCCUCCACAUGAGCAGCAGACUUUUAUCUGGUGAACUGGAUUUGUUUCUCUACUCCUACAUUCUUCAACAGCACCAAGCAUUUAGUGCAAUUGUGUAACACAGCUCCCAAAAAAGUACUGUGUGGUAUGCAACUGUUGACUUGAUCUUUUCAUAUACAACAUCUGUGAAGCUUCAGAAAUUGUGGUGUAAGCAACAGAUUCUGUGGUAGAUCAACAGUGCUUCACACAGAAAGUCCUGGGUUCGAUUCCCAGCAUCCAGUAUCAGUCAGAAGAGACAAUAAUGAUCUUGAUAGACCAGUAGUUUGAUUCAGAAGAAGACAGUUGACUUGUGCAAUGUGAUCGCAUCAUGUGUCUGUUACCAUAUGUGGGAUGUCAGUUGCAUGGAAAGAUUCCUGAAACCCUGGACAACCAACAUCAAACACAGUAAACAAUAUUGGUCUAGAUCAGGGGUCUGCAACCUGUGGCUCUCCAGAUGUUCAUGGACUACAAUUGGCCAUGCUGGCAGGGGCUGAUGGGAUUUGUAGACCCCUGGUCUAGAUGGGCCAAUUGACCUGAGCUGGCAUCAGGUCAAUUCAUAUACAGAAUUGUCUCUUCUGUUUCUACUAAGGGGAGUAUUGAUAACUUUAGUUUUCUUACUGUUGGUACAAGAUAAAUGAGUAACUUGAAAGCAAUGUAUGUUAGAAAUCAUUGUAUGUCAAAUGUAGUGCUUAUAACAUUAAACAUCUGUGGAAAUACGGAAACAGGCAGGAUAUAAAUGGUUGAAAGUAAAGUAGCGUAUGGUGAAACUCACAAGCAGUUAUUUUGCGAUGAAGCCACACAUCGCAUGAAAAGCCCAUGAACUUCUUAAUAGUUGCCUCCCCGGAGGCUUCAAGACAAGCAUUGGUGUACCUGUACGUUUUUUUUAGCUUUAUUUCAAAAAAUAACAGUAAAAACUAGCACAUUAAA